This is a messenger RNA of Plasmopara halstedii, 2172 nucleotides long. RefSeq names its product bardet-biedl syndrome 2 protein homolog. The coding region runs from base 1 to 2172 and encodes 723 amino acids. Gene Ontology annotation, cellular component: motile cilium; ciliary basal body; BBSome. Gene Ontology annotation, biological process: non-motile cilium assembly. Lineage: Eukaryota; Oomycota; Peronosporomycetes; Peronosporales; Peronosporaceae. Gene Ontology annotation, molecular function: protein binding. The transcript is spliced from 2 exons. The record is from RefSeq and is a predicted model, not a curated record.
AUGCUGCCAGCCUUUCAGGUGCAUCUGCACCAGCCUAUUCUUGAGCGCGUGGCUCAAGUAGGAAAAUUUGAUGGCCGCCACCCUGCACUGGCAUGUGGCACUACUGCCGGAAAAGUGUUUAUCCAUUCGCCGAACGAAAACACAUUUCAAAACAACUCCUUGGUCGGUGACAAUGAGCAAAGCAGCAUGCGCUUCCUUAAAAUCAAUCGGACUGUAACGGCUUUGGCGGCAGGCAAGUUUGAGACGACGGAUCAGGGCGAUACUCUUGUAAUUGGAACGCAAUCAAGUCUACUAGCGUACGAUGUGGAAAAAAAUUCCGAUAUCUUCUACAAGGACGUGCCUGAUGGCGUAAGCGCUAUGCUAUUUGCGUCAGCGCCACGAGCAACGUCACCCUUAAGCUCCUCGUCACAGAUGGUUGUGGUGGGUGGCAAUUGCUCACUGCAAGGUUUUGGUCGGGACGGCGGCGAGCUUUUCUGGACGGUCACUGGAGACCAUGUUCGUGCGCUGACGGUGUGUGACGUGACCGGCCAUGGACGCAGUGAACUUGUUGCUGGGUCAGACGAUUUUGAAAUCCGAGCUUUUCAGAAUGAAGAAGCUGUAUUUAACUGCACGGAGACAAGUCAAGUGCUCGCUCUCACAUCGAUAAAAAAGCAAUUUUAUGGCUAUGCUCUGCAAAAUGGUACGGUAGGUGUCUACAAAGGAAAACAUCGUGCAUGGCGUAUCAAAUCAAAGAACAUCCCAAUAGCAAUUCACAGCUUUGACAUCGAUGGUGAUGGAGAGAAGGAGAUCGUCAUGGGAUGGAGCAACGGCAAGCUUGAGUCGCGGAAGAUAUUGAAUGGAGAAGCUGUGUACAAAGAAAUGUUUACUUCACCCGUGGCGGCACUUGUAACAGCUGACUAUCGCAUGGAUGGCAAAGAUGAAAUUAUCUGCUGUUCUGCAGACGGAGAAAUUCGAGGCUACUUCACAGCUACAGGUGAUUUUUCUGCACCAGGGACCUCAGACAACGGAGCGAGUGAUAAGUCUAGCCUGGAAGAAAAAGAGGUGGCGAGAUUAUCCAAACAUCGUGCCGCACUCCAUAUUGAAAUGAAAGCUUUAGAGGCCCAUCAAUCUGGAACUGCUACCGCUACUGGAAAAGGCCUAAAAAUUCGAGCCGACACAAAGAUCAAGGUACGAUCACUGGCAAGCAAAAGCGCCAAGAACUUCGAGCUUGAAGUGUCGACUGAGAACGACGCAGUUAUCAAGAUGGUGAUUGUUUUUGAGUCCGAGGUCGGCAUCUUCGCUGGUGAAUCGUAUGUCGUUCGUCCAGCGACCAUGAGCUCAACCGUUCGAUUUCCGCUCAACGUUGAUAAACCUGUUGCAGCAAAUCUCGAAUUUAAAGUGCUCGUAGGCUUACGAGGUCAUCACACCUCCUUUCACGUGUUUGAGUGCAGCUUCAAGGUGCCAAAAUUCGCUGCAUUUCAUCAUAUUACUGGUGAAACGAGCCUGCAGACCAACCCUGAAGGAUUUGUGCGCUUUAGUACGCCUGUCAAACCACAACAAAUAUAUUCGUGGUUGGCUGACGCCUUUUGUCUAGCAGAAACAAUACCCGAUACUUCUGAAGCAAACUUUAUGUUUCGCUCUCUUCGCGACGACUCGCGGCUCAACAUUUCCGUCACACCACACGACACCGAACUUCGAACUGAUAACAUGGAGCUGGCGGCAGAACUUGUACAGCACAUGUGCGCCUUUCUCGAAUGGCGCGAACUUGAAUCAGUGGCAGAAUUUCCACGUCAAAUGAAGGACUUUCGGAACUUGCUUGUGAAGGUGGAUGAGAGUAACGCGAUCCGGCUCAAACUUACAGGUGAAAUGGCUGACGACUCCAAUCAAGUCAAAAAUCUCAUCAUUCGUGCUGAAGACUCGCGAAUUUUGAAUGACAUGCCACGAAUGCGACAAUUUUACUCCGAAUUGUUCUCUCUCAACAACCAGCUAUUAGGUGAGUAUACAAAGCGGAGUACAAACCAUCAAGUGCUUCUCGAUGCUCUUAAAGAGGUGAAUAACAUGAUUCAGCUUGCUGCACGGUUGCGCUUCGGUAGUGCGAAAUCUACGGUCAUUGCAGCCUGUCGGAAGGCUAUUAAGAACAACAAUAUUCACGGACUGUUUCACAUCGUGAAGACUGGAAAAGAAGAACAUUAG